GUCCACUAUGCUGGAACUGUGGACUACAAUAUCUCAGGCUGGCUUGACAAGAACAAGGACCCACUGAAUGAGACUGUCAUUGGCCUCUACCAGAAAUCCUCCAUGAAGACAUUGGCCUUCCUCUUCUCCAGCUAUUCUAGUAAUGAAGCAGAGGGCGGUGCAAAGAAGGGCGGUAAAAAGAAGGGUUCAUCUUUCCAGACUGUAUCUGCUCUCUUCAGGGAAAAUUUAAAUAAACUGAUGACCAAUCUUAGGACAACUCAUCCUCACUUUGUACGGUGCCUCAUUCCCAAUGAGACCAAAACACCAGGUGCCAUGGAACAUGAACUGGUCCUGCAUCAGCUGAGGUGCAAUGGAGUGCUGGAGGGCAUCAGGAUUUGCAGAAAAGGCUUCCCAAGCAGAAUCCUUUAUGGUGAUUUCAAACAGAGAUACAAAAUCCUAAAUGCAAGUGCUAUUCCAGAAGGUCAGUUUAUUGACAGUAAGAAGGCUUCUGAGAAGCUUCUUGGAUCCAUUGAUGUUGACCACACACAAUACAGAUUUGGCCAUACCAAGGUGUUUUUCAAAGCUGGCCUUUUGGGUACGCUGGAAGAGAUGAGAGAUGAUCGUUUGGCCCAUGUCAUCACGCGCACACAAGCUUUGUGCAGAGGACAUCUGAUGAGGGUGGAGUUCAAGAAAAUGAUGGAAAGGAGGGAAGCUUUGUUCACUAUUCAGUACAACAUCCGAUCAUUCAUGAAUGUCAAACAUUGGCCAUGGAUGAAGCUUUACUUCAAGAUCAAGCCUCUCCUGAAGAGCGCCGAAUCUGAGAAAGAAAUGGCCAACAUGAAGGAAGAGUUUGAGAAGACAAAAGACGCUCUGGCCAAGUCAGAGGCAAAGAGGAAGGAGCUUGAAGAGAAGAUGGUCAAAAUUCUCCAAGAGAAAAAUGACCUUCAACUUCAAGUCCAAUCUGAAUCUGAGAAUUUAACAGACGCAGAGGAGAGAUGUGAUCAGCUGAUCAAAAGUAAGUUCCAAUUAGAGGCUAAGAUCAAGGAGCUGAAUGAGAGGCUGGAGGAUGAGGAGGAGUCAAAUGCCGAGCUCACUGCCAAGAAGAGGAAACUGGAGGAUGAAUGCUCUGAACUGAAGAAGGACAUUGAUGACUUAGAGCUGACACUGGCUAAAGUUGAGAAGGAGAAGCAUGCCACAGAAAACAAGGUAAAAAACCUCACAGAGGAGAUGGCCGUUCUGGACGAGAACAUUGCCAAACUUACCAAGGAAAAGAAAGCACUUCAAGAAGCUCACCAACAAACGCUUGAUGACCUCCAAGCUGAAGAGGACAAAGUGAACACAUUGACCAAAGCCAAAACCAAACUUGAGCAGCAAGUUGAUGAUCUUGAAGGCUCUCUAGAACAAGAGAAGAAGUUGCGCAUGGACCUUGAAAGAUCCAAGAGGAAACUUGAGGGUGAUCUCAAAUUAGCUCAGGAGACCAUCAUGGACCUAGAAAAUGAUAGACAGCAACUGGAUGAGAAGCUGAAAAAGAAAGACUUUGAGAUUAGCCAGUUUGCCAGCAGAAUUGAGGACGAGCAGGCUCUUGGUGCCCAGUUGCAGAAGAAGAUCAAAGAGCUCCAGGCCCGCAUUGAGGAACUGGAAGAGGAAAUUGAGGCAGAACGGGCAGCCCGUGCCAAGGCAGAGAAACAAAGAUCUGAUCUUUCUCGGGAACUUGAGGAGAUUAGUGAACGCUUGGAGGAAGCUGGAGGGGCAACAUCUGCU
Messenger RNA from Staurois parvus, 1740 nucleotides. NCBI's taxonomy places the organism in Eukaryota, Metazoa, Chordata, Amphibia, Anura, Ranidae. The record is from the annotation of a GenBank genome assembly.